This is a messenger RNA of Puma concolor (puma), 3120 nucleotides long. It is a transcript of the gene CD164, whose product is annotated as CD164 molecule. Gene Ontology annotation, cellular component: lysosome; endosome. Lineage: Eukaryota; Metazoa; Chordata; Mammalia; Carnivora; Felidae. The record is from RefSeq and is a predicted model, not a curated record.
CGCGAUCUCGCGGGGGACCAGACUCUCCGAGGCGGUGCCGCAGGGGACAGAGGGACUGACGGAGCGGAGUUCGCAGCAGCUUUCGCCGGAACAUCAGCGCGGAGGACGUGAUGUCGGGGCUCUCCCGCCAGCUGCCGUGGGCCGCUGCCUGCCUGGCCGCGCUCUGUGUGCUGACCGCGGCUCAGGACGUCUCCCCGGACCCGAACGUGACUGCAGUUACGACUUUAGCGACCACCAAGUCAGUUCCGACGUCGGUGACGACUCUAACGCCGGUCACCAUUCCAGCACAAGAUAUCUGUGAAAACCGCAACAGCUGUGUUUCCUGUUUCAAUUCUAGCCUUGAUGCUACUGCCUGCUUUUGGAUAGAAUGUAAAGACAAAAGCUACUGUUCCCAUAAUUCAACAGCUAGUGAUUGCCAGGUGUUGAAUGGCACAAAAUUCUGUUCUGAACCCGAGCCCACUCCGAUGCCAACCAAUUCUACAGCUAAAACCACAACUCUGCCUUCCACUUCUACAACUACCACCACAGUUACUACAUCAGGUACGACUAAUACCACUUUAACUCCGACUUCACAACCUGGACGGAAGUCUACCUUUGAUGCAGCCAGUUUCAUUGGAGGAAUUGUCCUCGUCUUGGGUGUGCAGGCUGUAAUUUUCUUUCUCUAUAAAUUCUGCAAAUCGAAAGAACGAAACUACCACACUCUGUAAACAGACCCAUUAAAUUAACAAGGACUGGUGUAUAACUCACUGAAACCAAAAUAUUAUCUUUCGAGAUGUCCCACAUGGAAGACGCUAUUCCAGGAUCUUUAAAUUUUCAAAGGAUGCAUAUAGGAUGUUUUGGAGCAUCGUCCUUGAAGAAAAAUCACUUAAAUCAUUUUGCUCAACAGGAAUAUUUAAAAUAUUCUGCAUGAAUCCUUGUGGCUGUCUUCUUUUAUUUUAAAUGGCUGCUGCUGUGGGAUUAUGUUCUCUCUUCUUGAUGUACCAAAUGUAACUCUGUAAGUGAUGGAAAACAUUGUCCUGCGCAGACAACCUCAUGACUCUUUUGGCAGUUUAAAUUUAGUCAUUUUAAAGCCUGAAAGCUGCAUUAUUUUCAUCCUAACUCAGGAUGUAGUCUAGUGACCAGAAUUGAGAAGAAUGUGCCAAAUGAGCAUCAAUCGGGUGGACUUUUGGCUGUCCUUUCAAAAGUGGAAUAAAUCUAUAAAUUUAGUAUCCUUAGAGUAAACUGUAUCUUUAGAGUAAAAUUUUGUGCUCAAUAGCAGUUAUUUUUUCUACAUUAGAAAUAAGAUGCCACACAGGGAAUUACAUUCCAGAUUUAAAGGAACGAAUGGAAAGGAUACAAACCAUUAAAGAAUAGCAGGUUAUUGUUCAUCUUUGUAAAGCACCUUAUAUCACUGAGAAAAUAAAGAACAGUGCCUUAAAAGACAGACUGAAAGGUAGACUGUAACUUAAAAUGUUUGUGAUUUGUUCUUUUACAUUAAGGAAGGUAAAGGUUGGUCUGAUGAUGUAACUGUUGACAAGAUGUAGUAAACCUGCUUUUAGAUAUCAUACUGUUAGUAUUUAACUAAAUACUAUUUGAUUUCAGACCCGAGCAAGUUAAGCUAAAAGAUAUUCCACAAAGCUGAAAGCCUUCACAUAUUGAACCUCCCAGCAUUUUUCUUAGGCUUUUAAAAAGUAUAAAGCUAAAGUUGAUUUAAUUAGAUUUUCCUUUGUACUUCAACACUGUUGUACCAUGAAAGGAUUUUCACCAAGCUUUCUUGAAAAGUAACUAUUUUUAUGAGGCAAGAAGGAAGGAAGUUGUUUUAGAGUCAUUUACUAGUUCUUUAAUGAGACAAUCACUUUAAGUUUUGAGACCAGAAAUGUGACCAGUGUAAUUUUAGAAAAUCUAGGGAUUUUUGGUUGAUUGGAUUACUGUAGGUUUUUAAUGAUGAUUGCCCAGGAUAGACAGAUUGUGCUUUCUCUUCUUUCUCUUUCUCUCCUGCUUUCUCCUUCUCUCCUGUCCUUUCUUUUUAGUUUCUGUUCCCGUAGUAUAAUAUAAGCAUGCAUACUUUAAUUUUUUUUUUUUAGUUUUCUUAGGCAGCACUAGUUUUUUCAGUUUUAGAGGGAGACUUCUCCCCUGCCUUUGACAUAUUGGAUUAGUUCAGAGGUUUACAGUAGUUUUAAGAAAGUUUUUGCUUUUCUAGGUCAUUAAAGGUUUUUAGUUUCUUUAGCCUCUAAGGGCUGAGUUUAGCACUUGGUUUUCAGUAUUUUGUAGUAGGAGAUGACAAGUUGCUUUGGUCCAUUUCAUUAGCCAAAAUUCCUUGCGUUUAGAUUAUAUUCAAGGUUCUUAAAAUGAAGAUUUACUGUUUCUUUGUUACUUGCUGGUACAGCUAAAGUUUGUUUUACUUGCACAUUUGUACAUACACCUAAUCUUUUCAAGUGCCUUAAUUGUUUAAAAUCUCUGGCUUCAAAGGUUUUUGGGAAAAGGUAGGUUUACCUCACAUUUUUGUGUUUUCAUUAGUAAUAUUCAUUAGUAAUUAGUUCUAGGAACCUCACAAGAACUUUUAUUAUGGUGCCAUGGCUGUUAGUUUUUAGUGAGUGCUAGAAGAUCCAAGAUUCAUUUGAAAAUAUACAGAAUUUCCAUUCCUCCCAAAGUGGCAAAAUUUAGCUACAGUGGUAUAAUUAUCAUUUACGUAGAUGUGAAUACCUUAUCACACAUUAAUGUCCAUACAGCAAUUUUUGUGAAAAUGUAGCUGAUGGCGCCUUCUCAUCUUCUGUAAUUUUGAAUAUUGCUCUAAUAACAAAACCAUAAUAUGAAACCAGUUAGAUUUUGCAAGAAGAGCUCUUACAACAGAACUCAUGGCCUUUUCCCCCCUUCCUUUAGCAAUUUACUAUCUUGAGCCAUUAAAAAUUUGUUUUUUUUUAAAUCCAGAAGGUAUAUUAGAAACCGUUUCAGAUUUUCUUCUGAUUUGUUCAUGCGGAUGUAGUUCUAUCAAAACACCUUACUUUACCUUACAGAUAUUUGUUGCACAGGCAGACACUGCUGUAUUUAGAAAUUUCUAUUUCAGUUCAUUAAAAACUGUAAAACCAACCUGUAUCAUGUACCAAACUGAUUUAAAAUAAAUCUACAUGUUUAUUGAAUCAA